Ficedula albicollis (Collared flycatcher) is the source of this 1762-nucleotide messenger RNA. Its product is annotated as non-lysosomal glucosylceramidase-like. The record is from RefSeq and is a predicted model, not a curated record. The coding region runs from base 26 to 1063 and encodes 345 amino acids. Gene Ontology annotation, molecular function: beta-glucosidase activity. Lineage: Eukaryota; Metazoa; Chordata; Aves; Passeriformes; Muscicapidae. Gene Ontology annotation, biological process: central nervous system development. The transcript has 6 exons.
CCCUGUGUCCAGCCCCUGUUCCCCCAUGCCCCUGCAGCAGCAGUUGAGUUCUGCUGUUCACUGUAGUCCAGUGUCCCUCUGUAGUGUCCAUGUGGGUCUCCCAGCUGGAGCCCAUGAAGUGCUCACCAAAACCUCACUUGGCAGGCGGUACACCCGGUUUUUUGGCAGCAAAGGCGAUGCCGCUCCUGCACUGUCCCAUUACGCCCUGACACACUAUGAGGAGUGGGAGAGGAAGAUCGAUGCAUGGCAGAAUCCCAUCCUGGAGAACAGCCAGCUGCCUUCCUGGUACAAGUCAGCCCUGUUCAAUGAGCUCUACUUCAUGACGGAUGGGGGGACCAUCUGGAUGGAGGUGCCCCCUGAUUGCCGUGCCGAGGACCUGCAGGGGCCGGCAGGGGCGGGACUCUCCCACCUCCUCCCUGUCCUGCAGGAGUACGGAAGGUUUGCUUAUUUGGAAGGGAGCAGUGCUAUUCCCAGGGAAGCCCCUUGCAGCCCUGAUGGAUCUGGCAUGAAGUGUUCCCCAGAUCCCUGGUGCCCUAUUGACAACUGUGAAGCAGAUGAGCAUGGUGUGGUUGGCCAGGCCCCCAAGGCAAACCCCCAAGCAAUGGGGAAGGGGCUUGCACCAAGCCCAUCUCUGUCCGCCCAGGUUUUCCCCAAGAGCCAUGUUCUCAGUGCACUCAGGACCAUCUUCGAGAAGAACGUGCUGAGCUUCGCGGGCGGCACCAUGGGGGCCGUGAACGGCAUGAGACCCGACGGCGUGCCCGACACUUCCAGCGUCCAGUCCAACGAGGUGUGGAUCGGUGUGGUCUACUCCCUGGCUGCCACCAUGAUCCAGGAGGGCAUGGUGGAGGAAGGCUUCCGUACGGCGGAGGGCUGCUACCGGACGGUUUGGGAGCGGCUGGGCAUGGCUUUCCAGACGCCCGAGGCCUAUCGGGAGAAGAAGGUGUACCGCUCGCUGGCCUACAUGCGGCCCCUCAGCAUCUGGAGCAUGCAGCUGGCCCUGGAGCACCGGGCUGGCCGGGCAUCGGCACCGGCACCGCUCCCUCAGGGCCCCGCACACCCUUGAGCCUCGUGGUACUGGGCAGGGCACCGGGUGCACCACGGGCUGGGGGCGCUGCAGAUGGCAGACAGGGACCCUCCCCUCCCGCUCUGUGCUAGUGCUCACAUUGCUGUUUUCCUUCCCUACCUCCACUACAUGCCCUUGACCUCAGGGAGCUUGCAGCUGCUGAUGCUGAGCACAAGGGGGGGACCAGAGGUGCAGGGAUAUCUCAUCAGAGCAUGGUGGGUUAAGGAGUUGCUGCUGGAGCCUGUGCCUCCCCUUCCCCAUCGCUCAGAGCUCUGAUAGUCUGCAGGCUCCCCAGCCAUCCCAAACUGCAGCUGGUACCUUGUCCAGGGACACAGGAGACCUCUCUCCUGCAGUCAUUGGGCUGGGUAGAGUGGGGACCUGUCCUGCACGGGAAAAAGGGUGUGGGUGAAUGUGUGUGUGAGGAUAUUGGACUGGUGCACUCAGGCACGUGGAUGCUGUAGCUGUCCUGGGGUGACACUGCACAUAGUGACUGGCUCUGCCCAGGGGGGCCUGUGGCAGAUACAAUCCCCAGGGGAGACCCGGCUCCCUGGAUGUGACAAUCUGAGCCCAAGAAGCAGGUCCUGGUCUGGUACCAUGGCCCCCCUCCCUGCUGGUGCCGGGGGCAGGCAGUGGAGAACAUUUAAGGGGAUAAAUCACUUCAAUUCUUAAUAAAUCUGUCCAGCUGUCUACUCCUAUUCU